UCUGUGCAGCAUUACCAUCCAUGGUGACCAGGAGGAGAGGAGCGAGGCAUGCAGCAGUUCGCCACUUAGUCAUGUAGUCCAUUGUUUCCCCUUUAUUCCAACACUAUACUGUCUGUCGCUCUCCCAGGAUCGCUACCACUGGAAAAAACACAAACUCUUUUGGAAGACGCACAAACUCCUGACUCAUUUGCAAAGAAUCAGUGCAUGUGAAUACAGGAGCGGUUAACAUUGGCUUGGUCUCCUGCUCUCUCUUUGCCAACAUUUGGUUUAAGGGAAUUCUGUAUGUAAUUUGACUACAGCGGAGCCUCAGAAGUGGGAGGACCUCGAUUGGGACGAGAGUAAUCUUCUCGCACACUUUCACAGAGGAGAGAUCAUCUUUUCUCUGCAGUUUGAGGGAUCUUGACAGCUUCAUGUCGGACUAUUUAUUUUAUUAUUAACGGGAUUUGACUCACUAGUCCAGCAUGGCAGGAAUGUAUGGAUGCUUCAAGAGCAAAAAAAACCACACUGGUGAUUUACGCUGGAAGCCCUCUUCUGUUUACUAUGAAGCGGAGGAUGUCGCCUUGGGGAGCCGGUUUUGGAAGUGGGCGAAGCAGUGACGCUGCCGCCAUGGCAUCAGGACCUCCAGAUGUGAUGGCCAACCAGGAGUCUGCUGAGGUUGUGGAAGAGUGCUCAGGAAAGAAGAAGUCCAAGUUCCAGACAUUUAAAAACUUCUUUGCCAGGAAGAAGAAAAAGGAGGCGCCCUCUUCGGGGGAUCAUACAGAGCUUAAAGGCAGCCAGUCAAGCGACAAUAUCAGUAAAACAUCCGAAAACAAUGCACUCUGUCGCUCAGAGAAGGAGAGAGGCUCUGGGUCAAAGAUCAGUCUGGGUAGCAAGGCCUUGUCACAUGACUCCGUCUUCGUCUCAGAUUCAUCGGAGGCUAACGAGGCUCUGGGGGCAUCUCAGGACAGCAUUCAUGGAAAAGUCAAAUCUCUUCAGCUCCAGCUGAAGCAAGCCAUCCGUCUGGGCUCUCCUCCGUCCUUGAUGUGUGUCAAGAGGGCGGAGGAUGGCGGAACCAUGUCAGAAGAUGAUGGUCUACCCUGCAGCCCCCCCGAGUACACUUCACCUCACACAGCCCUGGCUCAGAGGAACAGCUCCAUUAGCCUGGAAGUAACAGACAGCGAUGAAGACCAGUUGUCCAGAGCAGGGAGCCCCCUUGUGUCGGUUCCUGGGGAUUUCAGUCAGCCUGCCAGCCCGUUUGGCUGUCUGGAUAACUCCGCUGCCAAACACAAGCUGGGUUUAAGACAGAAGGCCUGUAACAGGAGGAAACCUGCCAAUAGGAUUGAGGUCAAAGCAGAGGAACAUCAUGGCAUCAAUGGAUCGUUGAACAUUCCCUUCCCAGAAUCUUUGGAGGCACAAGAGGACGAGAAGAUGACAGAUGCAAGUGAGGAUGAGCAGGACCAGAAGAUGGAGAAGGAGGAAGAGAAAUCCUUGUUGCAAGAUGAGCAGGAGAGCAUGGAAGGAGAGGAUGAGUUGGAAGCAGAACAGGAUAUGUCACAUGGUCAGGAUACUUCCUGUCAAUCACAGGAGGGAGCUCCACCCUCUCCAAAGCGCAGCACCACCUCCUCUCUGGACAGUCCCAGAGCCUCACCAGAGCCCCCUACUGGCCAGAAAAAUCUCUUGGCCCAGCCACUUGCUGCAUGUGGAACAGAGGAAAACAUAGAUGGGCUAGGGCAGGCUGUGGAAGAAGACGGCUCCUUCUUACAGGAAGUGCUGAACUCCUUACCUUCCCGUUCCUCAUGUGUGGACUCUGAUGAUGUUGUCCUGGAGAUGAAGGAGGACGACCAGGAGCCAAAAGAGGAGGAGGAGAAAGAGGUGACGGAUGAAGAGCCUGUCUUUCAUCGAGAUGCUCCAUCUGAUGCCCUCCUUUUGGGUCAUACCACUGAGGAAGAGGAGGAGGAGGAAGCUCCCCAGAGUGCUCCUUUAAGUCUAUAUGCCAAUGAAGAGGAGGAAAGUGAAGAUAAUGAAGAGGAGGACGAAGAAGAAGAGCUGGUCGUGGAAAGAUUCAGUCAACCUUGUCUGGAGGACAAAGGAGAUAAAGUGUUGCCACAAGAAGAGAAACCUGAAAAACAAGACUGGCUCCAAAGGAGACCUGACCAACAGGAAGAGCAGGAAGCGAUUACAAGUGAUGAAGAUGUGCAAGAAGAGGAGGCAACAGAGCUGGAGGAAAAGGAGGAAGGUGGAGAGUUGAGAGAGGAAGAGGAGAUGGAGGAGAAACAACAGAUCGCGGAGGGGAUGACUCCUGAUGCAGCAGGCAGAGAUGUUUGCAAAGCUCCCCAACUGCAAGAGGAAGUGGAAGGUGCAGAAGCACUGGCGGGAGAUGAUGCCAUCUGCAACGCACAAUUCACACACGGUAAAGAUGGAACUCCUCCAGAAUGGAGUGGCGCCGUACACGAGAACCAAGCGACUUCUCGUGAAAAUGAUGACUAUGAAAGGAACGAUGGAAAAGACGAAGCCGCGGAGGAUGAAGACUUAAACAUGCAUUCAGAAGGAGAGGAUGAUUUGGAGGUGAAACAGGACAUGGAUGAAGAUCUGGAGCAAGAAGAAACAGAAGCGGCGCAAACCAGAUCACACAUGACUUCUUUUUCUCUGCACUUUGAGUCAUCUUCACGAGAAAAUGCCAUCCCUCUAAGUGAGACCAUCACUCCCACUGAGAUUAUCCCUCUAAGUGAGACCAUCACUCCCACUGAGAUUAUCCCUCCAAGUGAGACCACCACUCCAAUUGAGACCAUUACUCCCACUGAGUCCAUUAGUCCUAGAGAAACCAUUACUCCAACUGAGGCCAUCCCUCCAAGUGAGACCAUCACUUCCAUUGAGACCAUCUCGACCACCACUAUCCACAGGAACCCUGUCUCUCCAAACUGCGAGACAGGAGGCACCUUGGCCUUACAUCUGUCCCCAACUGAUGAGGAAUCGUCACCGUCUUACUUUAUAACAACAGAACAUGUUGAAGAAGCAGCUGACAGGGUGAUAGAAGCAGUUGCUGAUGAAGACCAGGUAUCUGAUGCAACAGCUGUUGUGGACGGAGCCAGCCCUCCUUCACCUGAGGAAGAAGGAGGGGAAGAUCUGUCCCUAGGUGGUUCCGAUCAGAGCAAAACCCGCUUCACCAUUGCUCCUGCCUGGCAGAGGUCUCUCUCUGGGGGAGAUUCAAAAGACACCCCUUUCUCUUUCCAACCCCCCGACACAGGCCCUGGAGAUGAAGAUAGUGAGGCAAGCAUCAAGAAGGACCUCCUUGUAGAUGCACAGCCAGCUGCACUGGUGGUGGUGACUUCUGGUAAUACAAAAGUGGCUGGUGGUCCCGCUGUCAAACCUCCGAGAACCGUGUCCCAGGACCCAGUUAGAGCUCAAACCACUGCUGUUGCAGCUAAAGAAGAGAGUUCUGUGGUGGUGGAGGGAAGCUACGACACUCCCUUCGGAGUCCGACUCAGGAAGACAGCAGUUCUUCACUCCUUCAGCUCUGAGGUGGAAAACACAGAGGCACCUGCUGAACUUCCAGCUCAGCCAGUUAGCUCUAAAGUUGAGGCAACUGCCAGUUUCAAACACUCCAUUAGUCCACCGAUCAGCAACAAACCUGCCCUCCCCAAGAAACCAGAUGUUCAUGGAGACAGUGGAGUGAAACCCAAACGUGUCACAGAGCCUGCUGCGGUCCGUGGCGUUUCUACUGGAUCUGAGUGUCCCAGCUGGAUCUCUGUGGCCAGACAGAAACAGAAGACCUAUAAAGAAAACUCACUGGAUGAAAUGACAGUCAAGAAGGAGGAACAAGAGCAGAAGUCUCCACUGCCAACGUACGUCAGCUCUGCUGCAAAAAAGGAACUCAGCAACACAGCCCCCGAAUUCACUGGAAAAGUGAGUUUGUCAGAGAUCAGUAAGCUGUCAUCAUCUACAGAAAAGGAGACCAGGAAGUCUCUGCCACCUCCCACUCCGGUUCCACCUCAGCCUCCUAAAUCUCAACCGCUGGCCUGCGCUGUGACCCCUAAACCACUAGCUCCCCUGGUCACCCCCAAACCUGCACCACAGCCUGCAUCCUCCCAUCGAUCACUGUCCUCUUCGACUCCAGUUCCCCUAAAAUCUCCCACAAGUGCAAAUCCGCCCGCCCUCUCCAAAACCACCCCCUCACCCAAGCCGACACUCGCAUCACCUCCUUUUUCAUCAAGAAUCAACCCCCCCCUCCCGGGGCCAAGAGCUCCAGCGCUUUCCAGUCCAUCUCCAAUAUCCCAGCGUGGUCUUCCACCUCCGUCUCUGCCCCAGGAUGAGCCACCUUGGAUGGCUCUGGCCAAGAAGAAGGCCAAAGCUUGGAGCGAGAUGCCUCAGAUCGUUCAGUGACACCGUGGCUUGCCAAAGGUCUGGUACUUGACUCUACUAACAGACUGGAUGGACCACAAUUUGCACAUGAAGAAAUGCUCUCUCUUGCUUUCUUGUUGUUUUUAAGCAUCUCUCAGUCUUCCAAAUGAGACCAAUCACGCUAAUUCUUCAUAACUAGAUGUUGUACAGCAUUAAUGACAUUCAUCCAUAUGUGUGCACUUUUAGGUCAUUAUAAGGUGCCUAAUUAAGGGAAAAGAUAUAACCGGCGAGAAAGGACAUGGUGAGAAAGGACAAAGGAGUUCCUGGACCACAAUGAAUGGAAUAAAAAGUACAAUUAUGAAGAAAAAAAAGGCAGAAGUCGUAAGGUUAUGAGGGGAAAAGUAUUGUUAAAACGAAGUGUUUUUUUUAAGAAAAAAAGUAAAAAUCCCUACACAAAUCUAAAUGCAAAGUCAGCCACUGUAACUCACAGCGACUUCUGAAUUACAGUACAGGUAGUUAAUAUAAGUUGAUAUUUGUUCAAAAACUAGGGCUGUCAAAAAUACCGCGUUAUCUGUGGUAAUUGCAUUUACAUUGUUUCCAUAAUUAGCAGCAAGCCACACCUCUCUGUUAUGAUGGCGGACAGUGGCACAGCGUUGUGUCACACAGAGUCGGAUGCUCUUUCAGAACUUUAUUCCGGUCUGAACACAUCAACAGCAGUGCAAUUCCAACACCGUAUAUGUAUCUCCAACUCACAAACACGCCUCUGGUCCAUUCGCCCUCCGAACAACGCUUCCUCAUUCUCACUAGACAACCAUGAGGUGCAUUCAUGAACACAUUGCCUUUAUUAUGCGCGUAUAUAUACUGUAUAUAUAUACAUAUACAGUAACAAUAUAUUUAUUACCGUAUAUGUUAUGUAAUAUAUACAGAUAUAAUAUGUAUAUAAUAUGUCCAUGCAUCCAUUUUCUAUAUCGCUUCCCCUCACUAAGGUCGUGGGGGUACGCUGGAGCCUUUGGGCGAGAGGGGGGGUGCACCCUGGACUGGUCGCCAGCCAAUCGCAGGGCACAUAUCGACAACUAUUCACACUCACAUUCAUACCUAUGGACAAUUUAGAGUUGCCAAUUAACCUAACAUGCAUGCAACAUGCACGCACGCACGGAGAGAACAUGCAAACUCCAGACAGAGAUGCCCAAAGGAGAUUUGAACCCAAUGUGUGGCCAACAUGCUAACCACUCGGCCACAAUGUGAAUUUUUCACACAUAGUUCCAAAUGGUGAUUAAUCAUGAUUAAUUUCAAAUGUUUGAUUAAUCGGAUAAAAAUUGUUAAUCAUUUGACAGCCCUAUGAAUAACACUUGAAUUGCAUAAGCUCUUCAACUGUUGUCACCUUAACAAGCGUACUGUACUUUUAUGCUUAUAAUAUUACAGCUUAAUUCUAAAUAUCAUAACAUUUGUUCAUAGGAUUACAAUGUUAUUUACAUUAGAGCAUUUUUUUCUUGAUUAAAAUAUAACAUAAUGACAUACACUACUCACGAAAAAGUAUUUCUGUAUACACUACGCACAAAAAGUUAGGGAUACAGCCGUCCCUCGCAAUAUCGCGAUUCGAUUAUCACUCCCUCACUAUAUUGCGGUUUUCAGAAAUGAAUUAAUAAAUGGUCGCUGUUUCGUGGUAGACUGUGGUUUAUUAUUAGUCCAAACAUAUUAGAAAUAGAUGUGAUAUGUAGUAUUCUGGUCACUAGGUGGCAGUAAUGACGCAAAACAUUGAGACAUUACGUUAGAUGACAUUACCUUAACACUGCAUGAAGUCAGCUAUGGCGUAUCCGACAUGAUAGAGUGAAAAAAGUUCUCCUGCCGCUCCGUGUGGAAGUGGUACGUUUUUGCCUUAAGCUUAGAAGAAAUAAGGCUAACUGAUUUAUAUACUUCUCCUCUUUCCCCCCCCAUUCCCAAAAACUAUAGAGAUAGAAAUUACAUCAUCUAUCAUGUUUUUCUUGUAUCCAUGGUGUAAGUGGACAAUUUAUGAACCCUCUUUUCUUUGUUAAAUAAAUUACUUUACGUUUUUUUUCUCACUGAAAAAAUACACACAAAAGCAUUUUCUAGGAAGAUAUGUUUGGAUGGAUGGCAUUUCUCCGUUUAGAAAAAAAAAUCUACUAAUCCACUAGAAUAAUCCAUCAUUGCACUCUGCUUAUUGUUUGUUUACAUUGAAAUAUCGCUGCAUUUUAUGUGGUUUAUUCUAUGUGUUUAUGUAUUUAUACGUAACCGGAUAUGACGUUUACGUCCGCGCUACGUGCAUUGCGUACGUUUUUACGUAGGUCAGUCUUGGUGGAUGUCAUAAGACGAUAGAAACAUCCGCAUGCUAACAAAAUAUUUUAACAAGAUUCAAUCAUAAAAUAACCUCCCAGUAUAUCACAUAUAAGAAGUAUGGUUAUUAACCAUUUAUGUUCAUACAUUUCAAAAAUAAUAAUUACCACGUGACGUCGCAGAAGCGCUGUGGUAAGAAUUUGCUAAAGGAGAAGGUGGUGCAGUCAUCGCGCAUGCGCGGCCCCCAAGAUUGCGUUCCGGGUACGUAUUGCGUAGUGACAGGCCGUCUCGAGUCCCUGCAGCGUAAACCAUUGAUCAAUGUGUUGUAAACAAAGACUAAUAGGAGUGUAAAGGUGACUAUUAGUCUGUUAUUUCAUAUCUACAUGGCUCUAAUUAUGUAAAAAAAAACACAUUUAGAAAGUCAUAAGCAGGUUUUCUAUGCUCUAACUGCAAAAAUAUAAAAUGUAUUAAUAUUGAGUUCUGUAUCACAGAAAUUCAUUUAUUGCUGUCGGGUCUGGAACCAGGGAACGAAGGACGACUUGUUGGGCUUCCGGGUAAAAUUUCAGGACGACGCCAAAAUGCACUAUAACCUUUACAGGUGAUCUUAAUUUGACCUUUUCUAAAGUAGUGCAUUUUAGAAUCUUCCUGAAAUUUCACUCCAAUGCCCAUUGUCCCAACUUUUUGUGACUCGCGUGUAUCAAGAUAUUUUUUACUCUUAAUAUUUUGGCAUCCUCAUUAUAAUUCUAUGAAUUUACUGUCAUAGUUGUAUUUUUUUUUCUUUCCAUUGUGGUCGUAAUACUCCUUGCUAAGGGGUGGAGACAUCGCAAAGUGUUUAGUAGCACACCGUUACUUGUCACGGAAACAAGGCUAUGAGAGGCAAUGUUCAUUUUGCAUCCGUGUGUGCAAGUGCUUAUUUUUGGAGCUCAUAUUUUUAAAAGCGUGUGGACCACAUUUAUUUCAGAAGAUCAUACGAUGUUAACUGAACGUGAUGUGCUGAUCUCCACCUGCAAGCUCUUAAGGCGAAUAUUAAACUUUUUCGAGGGUCUGUGUAUUUUUCAGUCUUUCUUUUCGGUAUUUUCAAACCACAAGUAACAGUGUGUCAGCUUCUUUCAAGGAUCUUAAAACUUUUUAACGAUGAUUUAAGUCUCUCUUUUUUUUUUUUUAGUAUUUUUUUUUACUA
Dunckerocampus dactyliophorus (ringed pipefish) is the source of this 7789-nucleotide messenger RNA. RefSeq lists its product as uncharacterized. The record is from RefSeq and is a predicted model, not a curated record. Bases 475 to 4359 code for a protein of 1294 amino acids. The transcript is spliced from 18 exons. NCBI's taxonomy places the organism in Eukaryota, Metazoa, Chordata, Actinopteri, Syngnathiformes, Syngnathidae.